UGUGUGUGUGCGCGUGUGUGUGUCGCAAACCUGUGCCAGCAACAGGAAUGUUGACACCGGACCCCCCCGCCUCCCGUCUCACGUGGACGCCGUGCGACACCGCGUCCCCAUUUAAAGGUCGCUGUGGAGCCAGAGGGGCUUCAGAGGGGGAUUAGAGCCGAAGACCUCGCACUCUUCACACCGGCGGCUCACACACUGACCGACUGACGGUUAUCGGAAAGGCUCCGGAUGUUUUCUUUCCGCGAAGAUCCACAACGGACAUAAAGACCUGGACUAGUUUAUUUUGAGAACCACAACAAUAACUUUUUUCGGGAGAUUCAAAACGAUUUUUUAGGAGUAGAAACCCGACUUUUCCCAAAGAAGAAUACCAAUUUCUUCUGGUUUCCUGUCACCAUGAGUAGCGGUGGGACCACCACGGUUUCACCACCGGAGCCUCAGGCUUUCAAACGGGCGGUACGGAAGAUUAAAUGCGCCGUCAUGGUGGCCAACUUGGCCAAGAGCUGGCAGGGUUGGGCCACCGAACACUCCGAGCAGCAGGACGCCAUCCCGAGCGGCUGGAUGCCGACAUCUGUCGAGGAGGACGACGCGAAAGAGCGCAACCGCGAGGUCAAACUCACCGUCACCCCCCGCGUGAUCGCGGCGGACCCCGACGCCACCGACGCCGGGUGCAAGAUCCGGACGGGGUCGGUGAACAAGACCGUGCAGCCAAAACGCAGCGAGUGCAGCGGCGGCGAUGUGGUCAACGCCAUCCGAGGCAAGAUGGAGUCGGGUCCCGCGGAGAGCAAGCCUUUCUUGGGCAACGAGUCGCCGACGCGGCGGCGCCAGAUGAGGGCGCUGCAGGAGAAGAAGCUGGGGUCGAGGAGCAGCAGCGUGGACACGGAGGACAGCGGGCUGGGAGAGGAGGCGGGGCUCAGCGACAACAGCGAAUCAAAAACUGAGCUGGGCGACAUCAAGACGCCCAAACACACCAACAGGCCCAAGAUUAAGAUCGCCACGGGGAACGACGUCAAGCGGCGCUGGCAGCAGUGGUCCAUGCAGCACAUGGCGGGCCAGAAGCUCAACCCCUUCAGCGAGGAGUUCGACCACGAGUACGCCAUGGCCCAGCGCCUCCGCAAGGGCGACGACGGCUACGGUCGGCCCAAGGACGGCUCCAAGACGGCGGAGAGGGGCGACCGGGCCCAGAAACACGUCCACAGGGAGAUGGAGGAGAUGGUGUGGAUCAUCAGAGACAUGGGCAUCAAGGACAAGGAGGGGAGGACCGUCAUCUCCUUCGGCCGCCUCUUCGACCGCUACGUGAAGAUCUCGGAUAAGGUGGUGGGCAUCGCGCUGCGCUGCCGCAAGCACAAGAUGCUGGACUUUGAGGGGGAGAUGCUGUGGAAAGGACAGGACGAUGACGUCAUCAUUACAUUGACGGACUGAGGACGGGGCCAGAUAACGCUAUUCGGGCGAACCACAAUGCUAUACGUAUAUAUAGUGUGCACAAGAAAGAUUGAGGAAUAUUUGGAAGAAACGGAAAUAUAAUAAGGUGUGAUUUUAAUAUUAGCAACGACAAUACACACGUGCACAUUGGAACGAAAUGAUAGUUUUAGUAAAUGGUAAAAUAAAAGACAAAAUCUCAAUGAAAUCAGUUUUUGGUGGGUCUGCCUUGAUCAGGAAACAUGUGAUUCAUCAAGCCGUUCAGAUUUGGUUUCACUUCCUGAUGACAGCUCACGAGAAUAAACCGCUAACAGCUUGAGAACUACCUUUUCAAAGGUGCACAGACGGCAACGUCCGGUUGUGAAAA
This is a messenger RNA of Cyclopterus lumpus (lumpfish), 1783 nucleotides long. RefSeq names its product actin binding Rho activating protein a (gene abraa). The transcript is spliced from 2 exons. Gene Ontology annotation, cellular component: sarcomere. Gene Ontology annotation, biological process: positive regulation of Rho protein signal transduction; positive regulation of transcription by RNA polymerase II. Lineage: Eukaryota; Metazoa; Chordata; Actinopteri; Perciformes; Cyclopteridae. Gene Ontology annotation, molecular function: actin binding. Bases 394 to 1419 code for a protein of 341 amino acids. The record is from RefSeq and is a predicted model, not a curated record.